Molecule: messenger RNA, 5569 nt
Organism: Python bivittatus (Burmese python)
Lineage: Eukaryota; Metazoa; Chordata; Lepidosauria; Squamata; Pythonidae
Gene: BAG5
Product: BAG cochaperone 5
Biological process (GO): regulation of inclusion body assembly; negative regulation of protein ubiquitination; protein stabilization
Cellular component (GO): membrane; nucleus; cytosol
Molecular function (GO): adenyl-nucleotide exchange factor activity; protein-folding chaperone binding
Source: RefSeq, a predicted model, not a curated record
UACCUUCCUGCAGGAAUGUAGGAUUGAUACAGGGGCCGGGGGAUCAAGCUCUGUGCACGGGGACUCGCUUCCCCCAAGGAGCUUCUCACUGGGGUAAGAAUAGGACGGACCCGGGAGGGUUUGUGUGUAUAAGCGGCGGGGCUGGACGCGUUGUGUACGAAGCCAGCAGCUGGUGGACCACAGUGUGAUUGGGUGGGGUCGGUGGACCAGACCCAAAGUAUUGUCACCCUGAGUAGCUAAAGGACUAUUGCAGUUUGAAGUUAAGAGGGCAACUGCCUUAUUUUUGGAGAAAAGCGGAGAAGGCAAAGUAUAACUUUGUAUUUUCCUGCUCUGUUGGAACUGGAUGAAGAAAAAGAAUGGAUAUGGGUAACCAACAUCCUUCUAUUAAAAGGCUGCAAGAAAUACAGAAAGAAGUCAAAGAGUUUGAAUCACAAGUAGUAGCCUUCAGUGGUCUGUCCAGUGAUAGAGCUUACAAGAAAUUAGAAAGAGCUUUGACUAAACAGCUUUUUGAAAUAGAUUCUGUGGAUGCUGAAGGAAGAGGUGAUGUUCAGCAAGCCAGAAAGAGGGCUGCCCAAGAAACGGAGAAGCUGCUUAAGGAACUGGAGCAGAAUGCAAACCAUCCCCAAAGGCUGGAGAUAGAAUCCAUAUUUAAUGAGGCACAAGCAUUGGUGGAGCAAGAAAUCACACCUUUUUAUAAAGGAGGCAACUGUGUAACUGAGGAAUUUGAAGAAGGUAUACAGGAUGUAAUUUUUAGGCUCACUCAGGUAAAAACUGGAGGGAAAAUUUCUCUGCGAAAAGCCAGAUAUCGCACCCUGACCAAAAUAUGUGCUGUUCAAGAAAUUAUAGACAGUUGUACAAAGCAGCAGCCUUCCCUGCCAUUGUCCAGUGAUGCACAUCCUUCUGUUUCCAAAAUUAAUUCUGUCAUAGGAGAUGUGAACAAAGCAAAAGGGACUCUUAUUGCUGUAUUAAUGGGAGUAAACAACAAUGAGACCUGUAGACAUUUAUCCUGUGUACUCACAGGCCUGAUUGCUGAUCUGGAUGCCUUGGAUGUGUGUGGCCACCCAGAAAUAAGAAACUAUCGUAAAGAAGUAGUGGAAGAGAUCAAUAGAUUGCAAAAAUAUCUGGAUCUGGAAGAAGAAGCAGAUUCCACUUAUGCUUAUGAGUUGGCACAAAACAGAUGCAUUAUAAAAAUAGAAGAAAUACGCAAGAACAUGAAAGAAGUUAAAACUUCCCUUUUAAAAAUAGAGAAAGCUUCAGAUUUGUAUCUAAGGUCAAAAACAGAGCUGCAAGGGUUAAUCGCCCAGUUGGAUGAAAUAAGCCCAGGCAAAAAUCCCUGCAUCCGAGAAGCUAGGAGGCGAGCAGUGAUAGAAGUGCAAACCCUCAUAACUUAUAUUGACUUAAAGGAGGCACUCGUCAAACAAGAAACCUUUGUAGAACAAACAGAAACAGAAGUCCCAUCACAAAAAGCGGUUUGGAAUAUUCUAGGAAAUGUGGCUCAGAUUCAGCAAGAGGUGUUGUCUUUUGAUGGGAACAGAACUGAUAAGAACUACAUGAGACUAGAGGAGCUCCUCACCAAACAGCUUCUAGCACUUGAUGCUAUAGACCCUCAAGGAGAUGAGCGCUCAAAAAUAGCUAGGAAACAGGCAGUGAAGCUUGCACAGAACAUUCUUUACUAUUUGGACAUGAAAACAGAUGAAUGGGAGUACUAAAAUAAUAUUGGUCUUGUGUGCUAGAUGUUGGUUUCUCUCUCUUGCACUUUAUACAGUCAGUCUCCCAUAACUACAAGGCCAACAGUUCCAUCAUUUGCUCAUCUCUUUGUGGUUGAGUAAAAGUUGGAUUGGGUUAAGCAGCAACUUCUUCCUGCUGGUGCAGUCAGGCAGGGAAGGCAGUCCAUGUGCCAAUUACGUUACAAUUUUUGUCACAGCCUGUUUUCUGUCGCUUGCAUGAUUUGUGAAGAAGACUCGCAGAACUGCAUCUCCAGCUGUUGCCUAAAGCUUUCUAUAUAGAAUUCUUCUACAUCAAGACAAAAUACAGUCUUGUAAAAUCAGUCAAAGCAAAACUAAAGAGAAAGUCCAGAGCAAAUGUCAGUCACCCUUAAACCAGUUUAGAUGUUGCAGUUGUCUGGUUUAAUCCAGUUGCAAUCCAAAGGAUUAAAUGCAAAUUACUCAUGGCUAAUUUGUGUGUUUCUUGAUGAUUUGAGAUUUUUUUAAUAGUUUGGCAUAAUAUGAGAAACAAGUACCUCUAGAAUAUAGAUAUAAGUUGCAGUCACAUACUUUCUACUGAUUUCCAUAGGAUUAUUUCAGAAUUGAUUAACAGCAGCUACAGUCAAUCAAUUUGUACAUUCUGGAGUUCUCAUUAUGUAAACCAGAAUAUAGGAAUGGUAGGACUUUAAAGAUAGAAUGCACAGCAUAGUUUGAACAAUAUAUAUUUCCUGAAUUAUGCUGAACUUUUCAAUAAUCAACAGUGACCCUGAAUUUGGGAUCUGAAUAGCUGUGGAGAUAUUUUCCUUUAAUUUUGUGAUGAUUUGGUAGAUAUUGGGCAGCUUGUCAAAUAUUCCUUUGCAUUUUUCUAGAUUGAUCCAGUAUUUCUUUUUGCAUACUAAGCUUGGCACAGAAAUGUUACUUUUUCUAAGAUUUCAUGUGUUGCUAUUAUACCCUUGAUUGUCUAGCCUUUUGUUGUUUUAAAUUAUUUUACUGAUUUUUAAAAUGCUGUUCAUGAUCUAUGGAGGCAGCAGAUAUUUCUUCUGUCUUACGUUUUUCAUCUUUCAAUCCAUCAGAAUGACAAACAUUUCAGAAAACAGAAUUUAAAAAAUAAAAAUAUUGCUAUCUGUUACUUUAACUGUCUUGAAUAGGUUACAUGUACCAUUCCUCAGUAUGAAAGGAAAAGUUGCUUGUGGUUUUUUUAUCCUUUUGUCCUCCACUACCUUUUUAUCUUCACCGAAGCCUCAUAGUUUAUUAACUGUGUCUGAUCAUAUUUCUGAAUACACCAAACUUGGUCAGUUUAGGUAUAAUUGUUCCCUGUUGCUUAUAAAUUCAGAAUAAUAGAAAUCAACAGCAAUCAUAUUUUUUAGAAUGCAUUGUUAGUACCCUGAAGAAGUCUGCAGUCAAUCGAAGUAAUAAGUAGAAUAAAUGAUGUUUCUAAUCCAGCCUCUAUAAUCAAAAUUACUGGCUUGUAGAAGAUUAUUUCUACAGUACAUGAUUAAUGCAUGCUAAGAUAUUGCAUUGAUGUCUGUGAAUAAGAUUUUAGUAUAGAAUUAAAAGGCAUAAGGCUUAUUCUUAGUAAACAAGUGCCUUUUAAAUGACCUUUGAAUUUGUAGCACCUUGUAGCUAUGACUGCUGCAAGUUGGCUUCAUGGUGUUUUUCAGUUAAGUGUUUUCCGUAUUGUGGAUUACUUAUCCACUACAGCUUUUAAAAAGCUACCAUAUUUGUCAGGCUGUGCUGUCAUAUUAGCAAGCAACUGAAAGCUAGAUGACCACCAACUCCAUUUGCUUAGUUUUGUCCUUGGCCUAAUCCCAUUGGCUCAAUUGCUCUGAUCUCUUGUGCGUCUCAAUUCUGUAAGCUGGAAGAAAGGAGUAGUGGCUCAGUUUACUUUAAAAUUAAUUUUGAUCUUGCUGCACAAAAGGUUUUUUUUAAAAAGCUUAAUGUAUUUUUUGUUGUUGUUACAAUAUAUUAGUGAAUCUUUGUCAGUGACCAGGGUUUUAGGUCUAGGCUUAAUAGAGCCCAAAGCUGAAUAAUAAGCUUUUUGCUUAUAAGCUUCAUCAUCAGUGUCUUUAUUUUGUCCUUUUUCCUGUUGAUUAAAAAAAUUAUUUUACAUGCUUGUACUGUUCUAGUUUGUGUCCUUAGUAAAUUGGCUGGCAUAUCUCAUUAAAAUAUUUUCACUUUCAGUAGGAGUUUUCAUUCUGGCUACAUGGGUUUUGGUCCCAACUCUGCACACAUAUAGAGCUCCCAUAUGAUUUGGAUUCCCCAUUAAUAUAAUUUUCAAAACAGUAAUACAAGUUUUUUCUUCUAGUCCCCUUUUCCCAUAUAGGACUUCAGCUUCCAUGUGGAAGCCAUUGCUUAUUUGAAUACUCUGAAAUGAGAUGGUAGUAUUCUUCAGAGAACAAAUAAAUAAUUGGUUGCAUAUCUACUUGUCCCUCAGCUCAUAGAAAACUCUUCGCCAGAAGACAUCAUUAUGAAUGAAAGGAGAAAGAUGAUUACAGCUGAGUCUUCUCUUUAACUCCCUGGGUUCCAUAAAAUCAGCUUCAGUUGUUGGGCAGCAGCAUUAAAUGUGGUAUUGGUAACUGUAGAAGAAAGGGCAAGCUUAUAUUUGGAUUUAGUUUUUAUGCUGUUAAUGCUUCAGAAACAGAUUCCUAAUGUGAGAUCCUGGUUAAUGCUUCAUGUAUCUUGCCUGAAUUCUGUUCUCAAUAAAUUCCAGCUAGUGGAAGAGGAGAGAGUCCUUCCUUCUCAUGUAGUUCUGAAGAUUUUUAGCAGUGGUUUGGGGAACUUUAAAAUCACACAUGGUUUAGGGUGGUUUAAAAAUAAUGGGGAAUUGCUAAAAACUUUAUCCUGCUUCUUCCAACUGUAUCAGAACAUGUUUCCCUUCUGCAACUGAAGACCAUUCUGUUUGCACUACAUGCAUCCAAACUGAUUUUUUUGUUUGUUGUUUGUUUUAACUUUUAACAUUAAAACUUUCUAUUAACUUUUUUGUUCAUAUUUUACACAUAACUGGAGUGCUGUUAUUCUAAAGUUCAACGUGUAGGCUUCUAUUACUCAGGGACAUUUUAAAGUUCUCAUAAAUCUUGUUAAAGUUGCAGGUUUUAAAGGGAAUGUGUAAUAAAAUUAGAUACUGUAAUAGAAGCAUAAUUUCCCAUUUUUCUAUUUAAAAAAGAAUCUAUAGCUCCCAAAUUUAAAUGUGCUUUGCUAAUCUAUAUUAUUUAGUAUAAUUAUAAAUCUGAUUUUUGCAUGAAUAAAUAUUAUAAAGUAAAUAAGAUAAACCAAAAAUGAACUUUGUGAAUUAGUUUUGCACUUUUAAGAAUUCUUUUUCUACUUAAUAUGCAAGCAGGUUAGAGCACAUACUUUCCACUGCAGUGAUUUAACAGACUAUUCUGCAUUUCUAUAUUGGACUAAAUCAGAGGGUUUUUUUAACAUAAAGGCUUUUGUGCAAUGCCAUAACAUUUAGGGCAAGAAACCAGUGUAAUUCUGCUGAAUUACAUCAUGAUUUUGAUUGUAUUGCUUUGGAUUUUCAGUUGAUCUAAAUAGCCUUGUUCUACUAGCUUCCUGAUAACCUUUGCCAGCAACCAUGAUACAAUUUCCUUUUGAGUAGGUUGAAAUUGACUACUCUGAUAUAAUUGGCAAACCAUUGUAAUCAGCUUUUACAAUUAAGCUUUCUCUGGGUGCUAGACCUUUAAGUGGUACAUAUUUUGUUGUAUGUUAAACUUGAAAACUAUGAGAACAAGCCACCACAUGGAUGGAGCUUGCUUUUUUGGAAGAUGUGUACUAGCUGAUGUUUAUGUAUUGCAUUGUUCAGUGUUAACAGAUUCAGAAAUCAAAUCUUAAUAAAAUAUUUGGAUGUUGCUUUCUUGACAGUUCAU